AUGGUGGGCGACACUUGGCAGCCGCCCGCGGUCGCCGCUUGCAUUACCGGCCACGUUCGGACGCUCAGCAUCACCGCGUCCAACAUAUUCGAGACGAUGAUUGCGCCGAUUCGUGAUCAUGUCGAUGUAUUCUCCGCCCUCAGUCCUGUGAUUGAUGAUCGCUAUCCGCCACGGAACGCAUGGCAUCCAAAAUAUCAGAGCCAGACAGGCCCGAGGAAAAACAGCACGACGACGAUGACGAAAGAUCGCAUUGAGCAGUGGAUGCACAUCUUCAGUCCGAUCAGCGUGGACGUCGAGACGACCACGAACGAAAACGAAGGUCUUCAUCGCUGCUUCCAGAAAGUGCAGCGGCGUGAACGGGAGCGCCACUCGCUCUAUCGCUUCCUUCUGCGGCUGCGCCCGGACGUUGCGUACCAAACGCGGCUGCCCGAGUGGCCGGCGUGGUGGAAUUUGGUUCGGCACGCAGAAAGUAGUCUAGCGCUCACCGACGUCAGCUCACCGAACACAAGCUGCUUCAAGGACGUGUGGUCGCUCAUGACGCGGGCGGCGGCGGCGGCCUACUUUGCGCCCUCGUGGCCGCCGCCAUGCGCUCCGCGAACAGCUACCGCCGCAUGGUUGGGCACGGCCGAGUGCAGCCUUGGCUGUGCCUUGCACCGGGCCAACGUGACCGCGGUGGCUGUUCCGCUGCAGCGACUCAUUGUGCGCCAGUGGCAUGGCAUGAGCCAGCUUCCAAAGUCCACGGCCAGCCUCCCACGACUCGCCUGGGACGCGAGUAUCGGGGGAGAUUCGAGGAGAUUUCGAUAA
Molecule: messenger RNA, 804 nt
Organism: Emiliania huxleyi CCMP1516
Lineage: Eukaryota; Haptophyta; Isochrysidales; Noelaerhabdaceae
Exons: 1
Coding region: 1-804 (267 amino acids)
Source: RefSeq, a predicted model, not a curated record